Cuscuta epithymum is the source of this 1686-nucleotide messenger RNA. The record is from the annotation of a GenBank genome assembly. Lineage: Eukaryota; Viridiplantae; Streptophyta; Magnoliopsida; Solanales; Convolvulaceae.
UCUUGAUUGCUAACAAAAGUUCUUGAAUUUGCAGGGAACCCGAGAUCCACAAGGACAACCGAGAUCAAUUCGAGAUCAUCAGCCGAAAUCAGAACCGAAAUCUUUAUUAAGCAGCACCGAAUUCUAAUUUUUUCAGAACAGUUCUCGCUCAAAUAUCACCAGCAGUCAAUAUUUACAAUGGAAGCUUACACUAUGGGAAGUGAUUCAAGAUCUCUAAUUCUAAGGAGAGGUGAAUUUACUAUCUAGACAACCAGAUUUCUUAAUUUCAUCUGAAGCAGAGAUAAGGGCAAAAUUAUUCCCAAAUCUCUUAAUGAAGGACCAAUUGAAUAUUGGGUUGAAGUCGCUACUGAUGACACUAAAAAUCCUCCCACAUCUCCUAGUAGAACGCUCAAGAAUGAAGACGAGUAUACUAAACGUGAAAAGCUCAGAGCUAAAGCUGAUCUCCUUGCUGCUACUUAUCUGCUUCAAUCUAUUUCCAAUGAGCUCUUUAUGCAAAUUGACAGCCUCACGACGGCUAAAGACAUGUGGGAUGAGAUUCACCAAAUUAUGCAAGGAACUGAUGUUUGUAUAAAGACCAAACGAGCUUACACACUUACUGCAUAUUACUCGUUUUCUGCUAGAGCUGAUGGAGAAUUUGAGGAUACUUAAUUACUAAUGGUAUCUAAUGAGGAAGAUUAAUAUCCAUAAGACUAAUAUGGAAGUCAAUUUGCGCUUUCUUUGGUCUCUCAAACCAGAAUGGAAGAAAACAGCUAAAAGAAUUAGACAAAAUAAAGAUUUGGAUGAGCUAACCAUCCACAACGUCUAUGGCUGCCUUGGAGAAUUUUCUGAGGGUGUGCAUGAAAAGGUGAAAACUUCUAAAGAAAAGAAUAUUGUUGAUUCUAUUGCUCUUCUAUCUACUAAAAGGAAGAAACUAGACAAGGCACCCAAAAUCACUAUUGAAGCUGAGUCAUCCGAUAAGAAAAGAACCAGUCUGAUUCUAAUCCUGAGAUCAACGAGCUGAACAAAGAGCUACCUUUGCUAACUAAUCUUGCAAAGAAGAUGAAUAAGAAGUUCACUGGGUUUAGAGGCCGACCUUCAUCCAAUAAGCAAAGAAUUUCUUCAUUCAAUUAUACUGACAAAGCUAGCGGACCUUCUGAUAAAGCUGUCAGUGGAGGUCAUCUAAAGUGUUUCAAAUGUGGAAAGCCUAGUCAUUUUGCCAAUGAGUGAAGAUAUGCAAAGAAGAAAGACUUCAACUACUACAUGCAGAAAGCACAACUUGCUAAACAAAAAGAACAAGGAGUAGUUCUGAUGGCUGAACAUGACCACUGGCUGGAAGAUUCCGAUGAUAGCGAUCCUGAGAACAUGGCGCUGAUGGCUUGCGUGACAAGUACUGAUAGUGAUGGUGAUUGCUCUGAGAAAGAUAUCAGUUCUCCAUCUACUGAGAAUGAGGAAUGAUGACUUGGAUUCUGAAGAAUGCUGCUGUCAAGGAGACAAGACUUGAGCAACCCAAGAAUAUUUCUAAAAUCUUUAAUUUUGUUGAAAAGUCUUGUAAUAGUUUUAGAAAUUGUUUUCGUUUCUAGUUCUUCUACUAGUUUCUCUAGUUAUAUUUCAGACAGUUCACCUAAGUUUCCUUCUUCUCAUUCUAGAUCUGUUGACUCUUAUUCUAGUGAUGAUUUUAAGUGUGAUAAUUUAAUUUCUCCUUUUUUA